Messenger RNA from Drosophila kikkawai, 291 nucleotides. Lineage: Eukaryota; Metazoa; Arthropoda; Insecta; Diptera; Drosophilidae. The record is from RefSeq and is a predicted model, not a curated record.
AUGCUUGGGCUCAGACGCAACUGCCACGACGACGCCAGCGACGCCGAGCAUGUGAAGCUUAAACCGCUGCUCCCAUCGCCGCCCCAGUGGCCAUCAUCAUCGCUAGUUUCAUCGCUGCCGUUAUCUCAGCCGACCCUGCUCCUGCAGCGCCUGCAGCUUAACCAGCACCUGAACGAGCGCAUCACCUUCUCCCUGGAGCAGUACCACAAGAACGUCAUCAAGAAAUUGGCUGCCAGUAGCCUAGGCAAGUUCCAGGUCUUCCGUCUUACCAAAAACGUCUGCCAGACUUAA